GAUGUUGAGUACUCAUUUAACAAAAACAGACAUCCAACAUCUUCACUUCACUGUUUCUCUUUCUCUGUCCCGUCUCCCACUGCUCCUUUCUCCCUCAAAACCUCAUUCUCUGUCUCACAUUGCUGCUCCCAAACAAACACCGCAUAUUCACCCCCCUGCUGCACUCUCGUUGCUCCCCUAACCACCGUCGCCCGCCGGGUGUUCUUCUCUUCUCUAAAUUUUUUUAGAAAAUGGAAUUUUGCCCCAGUUGUGCGAAUUUACUCCAAUAUGAAAUGAGUAAUCCCGCUAGGUUUUUCUGUCGCACAUGUCCAUAUGUGUCUGCUAUAGAACCGAAGGUGAAAAUUAAGAGAUCAGUGCAGCUUGCCCAUAAAGAGGCAACACCAAUUGCUGUAGGGCAAAAGAAUGUAGGGCCAACCACCGAGGCUCCAUGUCCAAAAUGUCAUCAUGGCAAAGCGAGUUUUUACCAAAUGCAAACGAGAUCAGCUGAUGAACCAAUGACAAUAUUUUACACAUGCUUGAACGAGAGUUGUGGCCACAAAUGGAAAGAAGAUUAAUUUUUAUCGCCUUUUCAUCAAUCAACAGUAUGUCUUCUUCAAAUAUACUUCAAAACUUACCUUUUCUGCUGUUCUGGCAACUCUUGCAGCUGGAGAUUGUUGUUUUCUCGACAGGAAUAUACCUGUAGUUCUUAAACGAAGGCACAUACGCAGAGCUAUACAGUUUUGGAAUUUGUUGAUGAUUUUUGUUAAUGUAUUGAGAAGUGUAAAACGUGAUUUUUGACAUUCUGAUUUAACCUUAGAUGCUAAAAUGCAUUUUGGUGAUUAUUGAUCACUUCCUGAAA
Messenger RNA from Amaranthus tricolor (Joseph's coat), 838 nucleotides. RefSeq lists its product as uncharacterized. Gene Ontology annotation, cellular component: RNA polymerase III complex. Gene Ontology annotation, biological process: DNA-templated transcription; termination of RNA polymerase III transcription. NCBI's taxonomy places the organism in Eukaryota, Viridiplantae, Streptophyta, Magnoliopsida, Caryophyllales, Amaranthaceae. The coding region runs from base 231 to 554 and encodes 107 amino acids. The transcript has 4 exons. Gene Ontology annotation, molecular function: DNA-directed RNA polymerase activity; nucleic acid binding; zinc ion binding. The record is from RefSeq and is a predicted model, not a curated record.